Galleria mellonella (greater wax moth) is the source of this 7754-nucleotide messenger RNA. RefSeq names its product cytoplasmic protein NCK1 (gene dock). NCBI's taxonomy places the organism in Eukaryota, Metazoa, Arthropoda, Insecta, Lepidoptera, Pyralidae. The record is from RefSeq and is a predicted model, not a curated record. Gene Ontology annotation, molecular function: protein binding. The coding region runs from base 429 to 1676 and encodes 415 amino acids. The transcript has 7 exons.
UUGUCUAUUGAUUCGUCGUUGCCUGUCGUUGCCCCACCGAUAUUUUUGUGAAAUAAAAUUAUACUAAAAUUAUCUAUAUAAAUUUUAGUAAUAUACUAAAGAGAAAUAUUUAAUAGUUUAUGAAAUAAAUUCACACGACUAUACGCUUUGUUUAAGUUGGUGUAGAAAAUAUUUUUAAUGAAUAAAAUAGUUCUCAAUGUCCUCAUCGGUCUGAUGCUCGUCUCCUUUCGCUGAUUACUAGCUUUCGAUCGAAUUUUCACACAAUCCGUAAUAAACAAUCACGAGUUUUCUGUGGCAUUUUACAUUAUCAUCGAUCGUGUCUGCUGGUGUAGUGGAGUGGUGCAGUGCAGUGUUUGGAAUCUGUGUCGCAAUGUAUCAUUGAGCGAGGGCGGCGGCGCUGACCUACGGGAUCCCUGGUCGGGGGUGUCAUGUUGGAGACGCGGUCGAUGCGCGCCGCUGAUUCGGUGUGGGCGAGCAAACCGCUGCCGGCACCACACGCCAUGGCCAAUACCAGGCAUGGAAAAAAUGCUCAGGACGAUGUGUGCUACGUCGUAGCGAAGUAUGACUAUACAGCGCAGGGCGCGCAGGAGUUGGACCUGCGCAAGAAUGAGCGGUACUUACUGCUGGACGACUCCAAGCACUGGUGGCGCGUACAGAACGCGCGCAGCCAGUCCGGCUACGUGCCCAGCAACUAUGUCAAGAAAGAGAAGCCCUCACUGUUUGACAGUAUUAAGAAGAAGGUGAAGAAGGGCUCGGGGUCGAAGACGCUGCCGUCGAGCAACUCGCCGGUGCGCGGCGGCGCGGAGUCGCCGGCCGGCGCGGCGGGCGCGGCGGGCGCGGCUGGCGGGCGGCGGGCCGAGCCGGCGGACGCGCUGGGCGCCGCCGUGGUGAAGUACAACUACCAGGCGCAGCAGCCCGACGAGCUCUCGCUCACCAAGGGCACGCGCAUACUCAUCCUCGAGAAGAGCAACGACGGCUGGUGGCGCGGCCAGUACCAGGGCCACACCGGCUGGUUCCCAUCGAAUUACACGAGCGAAGAGGGCGACAACGAAGACUCUGUACAUACGUACGCGAUGGCGGAAAAUGUUCUCGACAUUGUGGUGGCGCUGUACUCGUUUACGUCUAACAACGAGCAAGAGCUGUCGUUCGAGAAGGGCGACCGGCUGGAGAUCAUCGAGCGGCCGCCGUCAGACCCCGAGUGGUACCGCGCGCGCGACUCGCGCGGCCAGCUCGGCCUCGUGCCGCGCAACUACCUGCAGGAGCUGGCCGACUACCUCACGCAGCCCUACGGCGAGCCGGGCGCGGGUGGUGCUGCUGGCGGCGGCGGUGGUGGUGGCGGUGGUGGCGCGGGCCGCGCGUGGUACUACGGCGCCAUCACGCGUACGCACUGCGACGCGCUGCUCAACCAGCACGGACACGACGGCGACUUCCUCAUACGCGACUCCGAGACCAACGUGGGCGACUACUCGGUGUCGCUGAAGGCGCCGGGCCGCAACAAGCACUUCCGCGUGCACGUGGAGGGCAGCCUGUACUGCAUCGGGCAGCGCAAGUUCCCGUCGCUGGAGCAGCUGGUGGCGCACUACCAGCGCGCGCCCAUCUACACCAACAAGCAGGGCGAGAAGCUCUACCUCGUGCGCCCGCUGCCGCGCGCCGCGCCAGCGCCCUCUGCCUGCUGAGCGCCGCCACCACCGCCCGCCUCUACCUGCAGUACUCGCUUCUUCGUAAAGAGAAUGGUAACUUUGCACGUAGUACAAGUGUGAGCUGGCUCGUCGAUUUUUUACACGUGUAACUCGAGGCCUAGUACUAAAAGAUCGAGGUGAACGAAAUAGUUUUUUCAAUGAAAAACUAUAUGUGUUAGAAAAAUAAAUAUGACUCAUUAUUAUAUAUCCAGUCUUCAGUUAAUUUUACUGGACAACUUCACAGUAACUUAGUUAAUGUCUUACAACAGGAGGUUUUAACAAUUUGAGCUUCUGAAGUAUAACGUCAUGGACACUUUCAAAGUGUGUGAAACAUAACAUUUUUCGUAAUUAUUACUCAACGAGUUAAUAUCAGAGAAAAUCAAUUAUAUUCCACUUAAUCAUAAUAAAAAAAAUACAAUAAAUAAGAGAAAUUUAUGGUUCGAAAUCAAAAGGAUCCAAUAAAACAGUGGGAGUAUCCCAAGGGUCAAUUAUGGGUCCCUUCAAUUAUGUUACGUAUUUUUUAAAUAUACCAAAUGGUACACUUUGGAAGACGAAACUUAUUAUUUGGACCUCAAUUUUUAAUUGGUAAUGAUGUUUUUUAGUUUUUAUAACAUUGGGCUUGUUACCUUAAACCUUUUUUUUAGUAUAGGGCCUUGAAUUUACAUGCAUUCGUAUAUUUAUAACCUGUAUAAAGGACAAACGGCCACAUUGAGUAUAUUGUAUGAACUAUUAGAGCUGAUAUUGAAAUUUCUGCUUACAGAGGUCUCUGAUUAUUUCCUGUAUCUGGCGCGUAAACUAGAGACUAGUUCAAAUGACUUUUUGGCGGUAUUAGUACUGAUCAGGCAGUUGUGAUAUAAAAUAGCUGAUAGCUGCAUCAGUGAGACAGGCUUAUUCAUAAACAUACCCAAAUUGAUUUAUUAAUUCAAAUUUAAUAUAUGACAGCUAGUACGUUCUUUGAAAAACAGUUUUUUUUUUUCAUGAUUAGUACGGAGUCUUUGUCUUAAAGUUGUACCGAUGCUAAACGACAGGAAUUUUGUCGGAUUAAAUACGAAGUAGGCAGCGCAUUUUCCGCAACAAUUUCAGUUGUAAAUAUGAUCUGUAUAAAAAUAAAUAUAUUUUCUCAAUACCCACGGCCUCGAGACAAAUGCCUAAAUGAUAACCAAGCAAGAUUGUAGCCAAUUUUGUAGGCAUGCAUAUGAAAUAAUAAUGAAUUAGUUAAUAAAUUAGUGUUGAUUACAGCAUAUUAUUUUCUAUUGCAUCUUUGUCUAAUAACUUUAAUGUUUCCUCACAUACCUAGUUCAUCAAUAUUAUCAACUAUUGCGACGAAUCAAAGCAGCAAAUAAUGUAAUAACACAUUGCUUGUAAUAUCUACUAAAAUUUUUUUACUUGUCUACAUCGCAAAUAUUAACUUUAUCUGCAUUUAUAAGUUCAUUCCAAUAAUAAUAUAGUAACUGAUACGACCGGCCGCCAUUAAGGAAGGGUUACGCAUUUUAUAGUCGAAUAAAAAAAUUUAGUGGAUUCCUCACGUGUUGCGGUUAUUAGACAAUCGCGUAAUAUUAAAGCAACGUUUAGGAAACGGAAGUCUAUUGGAAAAAUGUAUUUACCUUAUAUUGUUCCACGAUACGUUGAACCCUAUUUCGGGGCUGGAACACGCCAGUUAUGUAUCGUAUCUGUGAGGUAUCUGUCAACUUCCCCCUACCAUAUACUCUAUUCUAGUGUAAUGAUGCGUUGAUGCAACGCCAAACCUUUGAUGGAUUACAAUAAAACCAAAAAUUGGCUUCAUACCGCAUCUCUAAUGAUAUCUAUAAGCGUUCUAUAUCAUAUUGUUUAGGUGUAAGUUUCCGUAAGGAUGUAGUGUAAUUUUUAAAUGGUUUUAAAGUAAACCGGAAUUUAUAGAUAAUGUACUGUCAUCGAUUAACACAUUGUGUGUAUACAAUGGGUUCGCUUCUGAAGCAUUCUCAAUCUCUGAAAGUAAUUUUUAAAGCGAGAAUAACAAGAGUCAGAAGUAAUUUUUAACUAUUACACUGCUUUGUCGCUUUCUUUCAAAUGUGGAAUUUAACAAAAAAGAAAGAGACAAAACAGUUCAAUAGCUAAAAUAGUUUAUAGAAGAGACGAUGUUUUUACGAAAAAGGUGGUUAUUUCUUAGUGGUAAGUGACGUAAAACUUUGAAAACCUUAAUUUUAGGGAUAUACCCAUUUCAGAGCGACCCCAAUGUUAUAUAUACUAUGUUUGAUUGAUGUCACAUCUCCAUAGUACCUACGAAUGCUUCAGAUAAAAAUAUUAUGUGAUCAUUAUAGAUUGUAAUGUAUACAUUAACUCCUCUAUUCAUAAAUUAAUAAGCCUAUUUUCCCUAAUAGAUGUCACUUCUCUUUCGAGCUGUAUUUAUAACUUGGAAGCGACACAGUGCUAAUAGUUAAAAUAGGUUUGUUAGUCAUUUUAUGAAUAGGUUAGGUUACGGUUAGGUUCGCGCACAGUACAAUUUGUGGUUAAGGAUGUUUCUAUAAAGUUUUUAACCUGUUUUACUUUGCAUGUUGUUCAUACUAUUAUGCUACUUUUUAUACGUAAAAAUAAUGUAUCAAUCAGUGUAGAAUUAGGGUAUAGUAAUUGUGUACACUGACAGGCACGAUUACUGGCCAGCACUCGUAUACGUCAGUCAAACAGUUUUGCCAACACUAACGUAGAUAUAUCUGGAGAAAUUAUUCUAAAAAGUCAAUUCGUACUUCUACAUUUUGUAUCAUUGAUUCAGGUACUACUAUCAAGAAUUGGCUUCCUGGAGAUUAUUUACCCCAAAGUUAUACAUAUAAUAUGUAUAAAAUCUGGCAACACCACUUUAUUUUUUAAAUUAUUCAUGAUCAUGUAUGCAAAGUAUUCCAAAUUCGAAUGUGAUGGCAACCCUAUUCAUGAUAGUUAUAAAUAGUGUUGCCAUAAAAAAUAAUCCUUCGUCGUUUUGUACUGCGCGCGUACCGUUGCCACAGCUAAAUGGAUUUAUAAUAUAUAUGUUGUGAUGUUUGGCAACAUACAUUUAUUAUGUAAGUCAUUGUCGGGGAAGAUCGUGGAAUGUUAGGCGAGGUGGGAUUUUGUACUUUUUUAGAAUGGCCACGUGCGGUGGCCGCGUACCAACUAUUGAUGUUUUAAAGUCUGACUAGUGAGAUUGCAUAGUCGUUAACUCUAUCUCUGUCAACUGCUACGUUUUAGUGUUGUGACAACGAAUUAGUGUCCCAUAUUGACGUACCUGCGAGCUAAGCUACGACCUCAGUUUAAAUGUACAUUGGCCAUUUAUUUAUAGUUUUAGCCGACUUGGAAAAUGAGAACUAUAAUUUGAUUAUUUACUGUUCUUACACUAUGAAAUUGUAUCCAAGUUUAGUAGGUCAAAAUAUUUAAAUACAUUCGAGUUUUUAUAAUAUUCAUUUAAUAAUAUUUGAGACUCUUUUUAAAUUGUUAAUUAGAGUAAUUUGUUUAACUCGCUUCACUUUCGAAAACUAAUAUUUCAGGUUUCUUAGUUAAGAUAUAUAGUGGUAUUUCGCUUUAACAUAAUAUAAAAAAAUUCUAUUGUAAUCAUUAUAAAUAAAAAUUAAUUAUUCUUUGGUUUUUUGUUUGAUGGCAAUUCUAUGUAUAAUAGCGUCAAAUUGUCGCGAAUAGUGUUGCCAUAAAAAAGAAUUCGAAUAAGGCUUAUAGGAAAAAAAUGAAAUUUUGGACAUAAUGUCUGCCGAGUUAGCUAGUAAUAAUUUAUAUAGAAUUUAAGACUAAUGUCAUUUAAACUGUCGUUGUGGGGGUGGAAUCUUAACGGUUGGUUCCCGCUGAUGUGACUGCCGCUAGUCAAUACGCCGACAUCACAAAAUGCUUAGCUUCACUGUAUCUGAUUUAUUAUACACCGCUGUCCCUAUACUAGUACCAAUACGUUAUACUAAAUUAAAUUACUUUGAGGGAAACGAAAGCUACUCAGGACAAAGAUAUGGUAGGCUAUUGCAUUUCCUUUGUCUGUUAAUAUAGUUUAAGACUAAUAUUAGUGUACAUUCAAAUUUCGAACACAUUAUUGAGAUGUUUCUCUACUGAGGUUCAGGCUGUAUGGCUUAGUUCCUUCGCCUUUUCCAUUGUGGAUAAAUUAAUACUAUUACUGAGAUUUUUUUGCAAUUUAACUAUUUAAAAAUGUGUAUAUAAAAAAAAGAGCUAUGAAUAACAUAAGGUAAGGGGUCUUGUUAUAAAGGCGUGAGGAUGUAGUCGAAUAGUAUCGCUGAAUCACUUUCAGACCUAUCAAAGUAAUUUAUUAGAUAUGCCAAUGGGUUAUAAUUAAAAUUGGUACUAAUAUAUAUUCAGUUAUUUUAGUUGUGAGAACUAACAAUGGCAGCUCAGUUGUUGUAUUAUGAUUAAUUUGCAAUUAUACACAUGUAGAUAUUAAAAAAGUAGUUUAAAAAAAAUUUAUAUCGACUAUGUUCCGUUUGGAACUGUAAUAUUUAGAUUUUUUUUUUUUUAUGUUGUAAACUAAGAAUUUUUGAUAGUACAUACACAUUUAUAAAGCUUUUUAUCAUCCAAUGAUUUACAUGUCAACAAUUAACCGAAAACAUUGUCAAAUGUAUCGUCCAAAAUGUAUUUUGUAACACUCCACGUGACAAGUAUUAAUAGCGUCUAAAAUGUAAAUGGAUUUAUUUUUGUAUGAACUUUUUGUUUACAGCUAUAAUCGUUUUUGUAACGCACCAAGUUUUGUACGCGAAUUGUAGCAGGUAAGGGUCAUGUUGUAUAGGUCUCUAACGAUGUGUUUAUAAAAUGCAGAAGCGGUCAUUGCAUUGGUGAGUAUUUAGCGAUUUAGUAAACGGGAUUAGGCUUUUAUAAAUAGCUUUAUUUAGUUUUUUUUUUUUUUUGAAGGCGCCAAUAAAAUAUUUUGUUUUUUUUAUACUUGGCAAUUUUUGUAACAAAAUGUUGCCAUGUAUGUAUGAAAUUAGUAAUUGGAAAAUGAGACAUAUAAAAGAAUAAUAUUAGACAAUAAUACAUAAUUAAAACGAAAAUGUUUGUUGUUUUAGCUAUUUGUUUAUUUUAUACAUUAUUUUGUUAAAAUACAUGUCAAGUUUGUUUACUAAAUGUGCCAAGUAUAAAAAUAGACCCUGGUUUUGUUUAAACAUUAAAGAACGUAAAUUAGUAAUGCUAUAAAAAAAUCUAAAUCCCUUAUCGAUGCAAUGAACUAUUGUAUUAAAGCAAUGUACUUUAUUAUACCAUUAGAAUGCACCUAAGAAAAGUUUUUUUUUUUUUUAUAUUAUAAUCAAGUGUGUUUCAAAUAUAAUAGUCAAGUGUGUUUAUAUUAUUUUAACAUUACUGAUUACAGUGUUACAAGUACAAGAUGGUGGUUGUGUUUUUUUUUCAAGUAACCAAUUAGGAGUGACUCACAGACAAUACAGUCGAGUGACAUUUAAAAAAAGUAAUAACGGAAAUACUACCGAUGACCAUAGACAAUAUACUCGGGCCCACUAGCGCCAUCUUACGCUUGUCGCACUGUACUUUUUGAACGAUCAACGAUUUAUUUUAGCGAUGCGCCCCGGAUUCGUCGUGGUGACGAGUAGCACUUUAAUUGAAUGUGAUACAUUUGAGAUAUGACUUGUGUUAACCCUUUGUUUUAUACAUCGCGUAGAUUUUACACCAAUAAUAUAAUAGUGUCAAGUAGAAGCAUUUGGUAGCGAGCGGCGCAUGUCCUAUCACACAGUCAUAUCUUAAGCCGACAAUCGUAAGUUACUAGAUCUUUUUGAUGUAUUUAAUACGUUUUGUACUCAAUAUUGUAAUUAGAGUAAUGCGAGGCAAACUCAACGUAGGGAUUUAUUAGGGAAGAGAUUUAUAGGUUUAUAUAUAUACAUUAUGCGCGGUUGUUCUGCCCGUUUUAUUUCCAAUCGACAUUUCUGUAUUGUGGAUAUUGUUCGGUGACAAUUCUGAUGAUAUUGCAAGUUGUAUACGUCGAAGUAGUAUGACCUUAUUUUUUAUUUUGCUUGUAUUAAUCUCAAUGGUUAUAUAGAUUGGAAUGGAAAAGGAUACGGACCUAAUAUUUUGCCAUAGUAUAUAUAUAUAUAUAUAUAUAUAUAUAUAUAUAUAUAUAUA